Molecule: messenger RNA, 1161 nt
Organism: Hippocampus comes (tiger tail seahorse)
Lineage: Eukaryota; Metazoa; Chordata; Actinopteri; Syngnathiformes; Syngnathidae
Product: arrestin domain-containing protein 3-like
Exons: 6
Coding region: 87-1121 (344 amino acids)
Biological process (GO): protein transport
Cellular component (GO): cytoplasm; plasma membrane
Source: RefSeq, a predicted model, not a curated record
CACAUAAGCACAUAAAUAGAGCGCGCACUCUGCGGAUAAGGUAAAACUGCUGCUUGUUUGUCACUUUUGACGUAUCUUUCCGCAAAAUGACCAUCAUUCAUUUCUCGAUCGAAUAUGAUGCAAUCAAUCGUCAAAACAUUUUCACAAACGGUGAUACCGUCAGAGGAAGAAUCAUUGUGGAGGUGUUAAAAGAAACUCGAAUCAAUUCGCUGACUUUGAUAGCAAAAGCAAAAGGAGAAGCCCAUUCGUCCAAUGAAGACAGCAGUUUUAGUGUUUACGAGAAAUACUACACCAUCAGACGUCAACUCUUGGAAGAAGCAAGACAAGAUGGUGAAACGUUUGACAGUACUAAAGUUAUCACUCGAGGAAGACACAUAUUUCCUUUUUCCUUCAAGAUUCCUGACAGAGAAAUGCCAUCGUCCUUCAAAUGCGCUUUAUGUAAAAUUGUUCAUAAGUUGAAGGCAGAGCUCAAACAACCACUGAAGCUGCGAAAAAAGGCUGAAACUCACUUCAAAUUUGUCUCCAAACCAACUAUGGAUAUUUCUGGACAUAUGGUGCCUUGGUACGGUUGCAGUCAGACAAACGUCAAAUUCUUUGGCUCUGGAACAGUUACAAUGGACGUUUACACUGACAGAAUAGCAUACAAGCAAGGUGAAACACUCACAGUCCGGGCUGAAAUUCAAAACCAUUCAACACGUUCAGUGACGCCAACGUUAAAGUUCUAUCUCAAGGAAAAUUCCUUUGGAAACGGUCUGCAAAGUAUCGUUGUAAAAAAGAUCCUCCAGAUGGAGUCCAAGGCUGUUGCGGCCAGUAGCAAAGACACGGUGAUGAAGAAAAUCCCCAUCCCCAGACGACUACCACCCUCCAUCUUGAACAGCUGCAUUUUCAGGCUGGAAUAUGAGCUGAAGGUCUAUGUGGAUAUCAAGUACACAGUAGAUGAUGGGGUCAUAAUUCCAAUUGUUGUCCUUCCUGACCUACAACAUCAGCCAAGUUCAGCGACAUUUCCCGUUGAAGCGUCCGAGAACACCAACCAUCCGACUUUGAGCAACAUAUCCCAACAACAUGCAACACAUCCACCUUUGGACUCUCCUCCUUCUUAUGACACCUUGUUCCCUUCCUAGUGUGGUUCUGACAUAAAUGGAAGUCGACCGAUUAAAAAAA